Molecule: messenger RNA, 1612 nt
Organism: Nothoprocta perdicaria
Lineage: Eukaryota; Metazoa; Chordata; Aves; Tinamiformes; Tinamidae
Gene: KYNU
Product: kynureninase
Exons: 14
Coding region: 109-1530 (473 amino acids)
Biological process (GO): NAD+ biosynthetic process
Cellular component (GO): cytoplasm
Molecular function (GO): pyridoxal phosphate binding; kynureninase activity
Source: RefSeq, a predicted model, not a curated record
UUUUUUCUGAAGAUACUGAUACAGCUUUUAAGCAGAGAGCCACUGUGUCCCCGUGUCAGCACAGUGUUGGGUAGAAGAUUUUACACUGUGCCGUUGAAUGACCCGAAAAUGGAUCCCUCUGCCGUGGUGUCGCCAGCAACAGUUCUGGAGCGGACAGCCUCGCGGCUUGGGUGCAGCCCGGCCGACGCGCGCCUCGCCGCUCACUUGGAUGACGAAGACGAGUUGAAGCACUUCCGCACUUGUUUCCAUAUCCCCAAAGCCAAGGACCUGCCUCCAACGGAUCUGAGCCUGGUGAAUGGUGACGAGAGCUGCGUCUACUUUGCCGGAAAUUCUCUUGGGCUUGAGCCAAGAAAAGUCAAAACUUACUUGGAUGAAGAGCUGGACAUGUGGGCUAGAACAGGUGUUCAUGGCCACUUCCACGGGCGCCGGCCGUGGGCCCUGGCGGACGAGUGCAUCGUGGACCUCAUGGACCAGCUUGUGGGGGCCCAAGGAGGAGAAGUAGCCUUAAUGAAUGGGCUAACUGUCAAUCUGCACCUCUUGCUGCUAUCUUUUUUUAAGCCUACACCAAGACGCUAUAAAAUUCUUCUAGAAACCAAAGCUUUUCCCUCUGACCAUUACGCCAUUGAAUCCCAGCUCCGAUUUCAUGGACUUGAUGUGGAGAAAUGCAUGCUCAUGAUACAUCCACGGGAGGGGGAGGAGACCUUGAGAACUGAAGAUAUCCUUGCUGUAAUUGAGAAGGAGGGGGACUCUAUUGCCGUAAUUCUGUUCAGCGGAGUGCAGUACUACACGGGACAGCUGUUCGACAUCCCCAGAAUAACAAAGGCUGGCCAAGAAAAGGGUUGCUUUGUGGGAUUUGACCUGGCUCAUGCCGUUGGCAACGUGGAACUUCAUUUACAUGAGUGGGGAGUAGAUUUUGCUUGCUGGUGUUCCUACAAGUAUUUGAAUUCUGGAGCAGGAGGUCUGGCUGCUGCCUACAUUCACCAGAAGCAUUCCCAGAGUAUUAAACCAGCGCUCGUUGGCUGGUGGGGACAUGAAUUCAAAACACGAUUUCUCAUGGAAAACAAAUUGCAACUGAGUGAAGGAAUUAAUGGCUUCCGCUUAUCGAAUCCUCCAAUUUUACUGGUCUGUGCUCUGCAAGCCAGUUUAGAGGUUUUUGGUCAAGCCACAAUGAAAGCCUUGCGAAGGAAAUCCAUCCUGCUCACUGGUUACUUGGAGUACCUGAUAAAGCAUCACUACAGCGAGGAUAAAACCAAUCCAGAGAAGCCUUUUGUUAAAAUAAUCACCCCGCCUCAGAUUGAGCAAAGAGGAUGCCAGCUUACUCUGUUUUUCUCCCUUCCAAUCAAAUCUGUAUUUAAAGAGCUGGAGAAAAGGGGAGUAGCGUGCGACCUGCGGGAGCCCAACGCGCUCCGGGUYGCCCCGGUUCCUCUUUACAACUCCUUCCGAGAUGUCCACAGAUUUGUUGAGAUCCUGGGAGCUGCAAUUACAGCUUCCAAACAAGCAGCAAACACCGUGUGCCCUGCUCCUCACUGAUGCCUCAGCUCCAUCUUUUAAUCCAUUUUUGACUAAGAUGCAUUUAUCCCACUGAGAGACUCUUUGUUCUUCGUAGCCUUAG